CUGUGACAUCACAAUGUUCCUGAAUAAUGUCUUUAGAGAAACAAAAACAAAAAUUGGAAUCUCUACUGAAUUACAGUAAGUUUUGAAUGGCAGUUUAUUUCAUUUUGACUUAUUGUGCUGUUUGGAGUAUAAUACUAAGUGAAACUGCAUGCUGGGGAUUACAGUCAAGAAAUGUAUCUAAACAGAUAAAAGAGAAACCCUCAAAUGUUAAGCAUGCAGAUACCAUUAAUAGAAGCCAUUUUGAUCAUUCUCCCAAUGAACAGAUAAAUUCUAACAAAAAUAUCACAGAACUCAAACCUUUAAUGAAAAGACAGAAACGCCAUGGUGAAACAUUAUUUCCUUUACCACCUAGAUUGGUUUUGCUGGCAGUGGUCUAUCUCAAACAGAUUUUCCAUCAAAUCAAUAUUAGUGCUUAUCAUAGUGUAACCCUGUCUUGUGAUAAUGUUAUAUCCAGAGCUAUCUAUGAUGAAUUCCCAAUGGCCAUUCUGUUCUGGGAAUUUAAUGACGAACCAUUUAAUAUUGAUCCAUCUUCCAUGCUUUAUAGAUCCAUACCUAAUGAAUUGGUCCUUAUCUCAGCACAACCAAAGGACAGUGGUGUUUAUACGUGUCAAAUGACACAGAAUUUCAAGUGGGUUCAAGUGGUGGAUGUGUUUGUCCUACAGGUAUAUUCAGAAGAAGUGAAAACAUAUUACAAAGAGAAAACCAAACUGCGUUUGAGCUGCCAUGGUGAGGCACUGAUGGAAAUAUUUUCUGGUGUGAAAAGGAUAUGGUAUCGUAAUGAUUCUGCGGUAUAUAUUAAUGAUGAUGUUCAAUCAGAUGUCGUUGAUAUUCCUCCAGAAAAGUUACAUGACCAUGAUCAAUGGCAAUGUUGUAUUGUUCAAGGUCACAGACGCUGGAUUACAGCAAACUAUACACUUUUAUCGAUGCCAUCCAUCCCAUUUUCAAUGACUACACUCUCCCUAGUAGCUCUGCUACUCUCGUCUGCCAUUCUAGUGGCUUUCAUCACUUUAACUGUCUGCUUCAGUAUUCGCAAGAGAAAAAAAACUGAAAUAAAAGAUCGAAGUAUUUGAAGAA
Molecule: messenger RNA, 1074 nt
Organism: Octopus sinensis (East Asian common octopus)
Lineage: Eukaryota; Metazoa; Mollusca; Cephalopoda; Octopoda; Octopodidae
Exons: 3
Coding region: 87-1070 (327 amino acids)
Source: RefSeq, a predicted model, not a curated record